CGGGAAAACAAACGGUAAUGUCUGUAAGGCGGAACAAGUGAGAAUGGCAAUAGCAACCAAGUGAAAUGGAUAAGGAAGCCCAAAAAAGAUGAGCUUCAUUGCUCGUAUUCUUCUCCCGACCAUCGCUUCUUCCCCACCAAACUCGAUUCUGCAACUACCUACUCCGGUUCUGAAAUCCCACAAUCGAAACCCUACACCCGUCAUCCUGCCUAAUCUCCUCUCUUUAGUUCUCGCCGUAUCCUUCACCUCUCCAUUACCUGCUUCCGCUAUCCCUUCCCUCAAUUCUCAGUCCUCGCCUCCCAUCUCCCUCACCACUCCUUUUUCUCAAUCUAAGAACUUGCAGCUUGGGCUAGAAAAUGGAAAAAUUUUGCCUUGCCCUUCGGUCAAUCCAGGUUGUAUAUCCACGAACCCCAGGUCAUCUUCGUUUGCAUUCCCUUGGACGAUUCCUGAAAAUUCAUCAGACGAUGCAAUGCAGAAAUUGAGCGAAGCAAUCCAAAAGACCCAGAAAAAUGUGAAAUUUCAGCCCGUGGAAGACACUCCUUACGGGAGAUAUUUACAAGCUGAGGUUGAUGGGGGAUUUGGCAAAGACGUGCUUGAGUUCCUAGUGAAAGGAGAUGUGGUUACUUACAGGUGUAUGGCUACAAAAGUAACCUACGUGUAUCCUUUCACUACAGCUUUAGGAGAUUCCAAGGGUCAGGAAGCUAGACUCAAGCAAAUUAGGGAUCAGUUAGGCUGGUUUGCUCCGGAUUUUGAUUCCAUGGAAUAAGCUUGCUUCUUCUUUUGCUGUAUUAGCUCUCUGAUAAUGACAUUCGCACGUUGCCGAGUGACUCUGUGCCUAUAUUCUGUAUUGGGAUGGGUCGUGUGGCUUUAUUCCAUAUGCCGGAGGCAUUAUUCUGCCUUUCCUUUUUCUUGUUCAUUUUCGUUAUUGUUUUCACCAGUCUUCCUGCGCCGUGUUCAAGUUAAUGAAAAUUAAAGCGUCCUACAGAAA
Molecule: messenger RNA, 988 nt
Organism: Neltuma alba
Lineage: Eukaryota; Viridiplantae; Streptophyta; Magnoliopsida; Fabales; Fabaceae
Product: thylakoid lumenal 17.9 kDa protein, chloroplastic
Exons: 4
Coding region: 89-766 (225 amino acids)
Cellular component (GO): chloroplast thylakoid lumen
Source: RefSeq, a predicted model, not a curated record